AUGUUGGUCCAGGAUGUGCCGUUCCGUUAUUAUCCUCUGCAAGCAUAUGGUCUCUCCGAUCCAUGGAAAAUAUCACACCACUCCCGCUCACAGAUUCAUUUCUGCGAGGGCAAGAAGCAAGCAUUGUUUUUCGCAUGGAUACAGGAGACAAGUUAUUUGAAAGGAAUUCGAUGCAUACCCUUUACUACCUCCCCGUUCUCCGUCUUGAAGUUGAUAGAUACAGCAGCUGGGCGUACAUUAACACUUGGUCCAGACAGUCUCUACGUCAAGUCGAGCAGAAUUUAUGACCGCCAUGCCAGUCCUACUUCCUAUGCGUCAGUUAAAAUCGACAGAUUUCAGGCAGCAGCAAUAGCACGCAGCCAUAAUCGCCCUUUGCCUCGGGUUUUUAAUAAUGGAAUGAAAGACCAUGAUGUGUCAUUAAUCGACAACGGAAACGAAGUGAUCGAUUUUGGCAACCCUUUCAAGAGGUUAAACGGUACAUUUAUGACUAACAAUGAAAGCAACAUCACUAUAGGACUUUUUGAAGCUUAUCUGUGGCACAUUUUGGGUUCUUACGAAAAUGUCAAGAAAUUGGAGUCAUUGGGGAGCCUUGCUUCAGACGAAGACAGUCGCAUUCAUGAAAUGACGGCAAAAGAGAUGGCGAAAAGAAAACAGGCCUUACAAGAUGAGAAAGACAGGCUGCUAAAUUUCAUGAAGACCCGUAAUAUAUCGCCUACCAAAGAAAACGUUCGACAGCGGACUUCCAAGCUGGGAGUAUGGUCGAAAUACAAGACUUCUCCAGAGACACGACGUACAUCGGGCACUGCGACACAGGAGCAGCCAACUACUCAGCCCAGCCAAAAGAAGAGCGGAAAUCCUUGA
Messenger RNA from Psilocybe cubensis, 861 nucleotides. RefSeq lists its product as uncharacterized. The transcript is spliced from 5 exons. The coding region runs from base 1 to 861 and encodes 286 amino acids. Lineage: Eukaryota; Fungi; Basidiomycota; Agaricomycetes; Agaricales; Agrocybaceae. The record is from RefSeq and is a predicted model, not a curated record.